This is a messenger RNA of Oreochromis aureus, 4129 nucleotides long. RefSeq names its product GTPase IMAP family member 8-like. Lineage: Eukaryota; Metazoa; Chordata; Actinopteri; Cichliformes; Cichlidae. Bases 93 to 2975 code for a protein of 960 amino acids. Gene Ontology annotation, molecular function: GTP binding. The record is from RefSeq and is a predicted model, not a curated record. The transcript is spliced from 3 exons.
CUGACAGAAAAUUCUUUUAAGAGCUCCAAGCAAGACGUCCUCACAGAUCUGACACCUGCAUAUUCUGCUGCUGAACUGAACAAAGUAAAAUCAUGGCAGGAUCAGCAUAUAGAUCUGCAUCCGAACUCAGGAUUGUGAUAUUUGGAAAAAACCAACAUGAAAAGGCAACUUUAAGUAACUUGAUCACUGGUAAAAGAGAUUCUCAUCCUCUAAAAAUAUCCAAGAAAUCCAUUGCUCAAGGACAAUGGGGAAAAAUGCCCAUAACAGUGGUGAAAACCUCAGACAUCUUUAGUCUUCCUGUGGAAAAAGUCAGACAUGAGAUGAAGAUGUGUGUGGCACGUUGUCACCCUGGGCCAAAUGUCCUGCUGCUGUUAGUGAAACCUUCAGAUUUCACAAAGGAAAACAGACAAACACUGAAGUUCAUCUUGAGUUUGUUUGGUCCAGAUGCGCUUAAAUAUUCAAUGGUCAUCAUAACACAAAAGGAUGAAGAAAAGAACGCGGCAGUCGAUCAAUUUAUCCAGGACUGCGGACAAAGACAGCAUAAAUUAAACUUUGACAAAAAAAACACUGACUUUGAUUUUGAAAUACUGAUGGAAAAGAUCAGUCAAAUUGUGACUGCCAACAGAGGAGGACAUCUAAAUUUUUCUGAAAGUGCUGAGCUCCUUGAAUCACCUGAAAUUCCAAAAUCAAAACUUCAACUUAAUUUAGCACUGUGUGGGAGAUCGGGAGAUGGGAUUGAAGAAUCUGAGAAACCAAAGCCUCCUGUGAAGUUAGGAAUUUUUGAGAGACCUCAAAUUGGUCUGGAAGAACCUCAAAUUCCAAGUCUGAAACCUAUGAAUUUGGUACUGUGUGGGAGGUUUAGAGUUGGGAAGACAUCAACUGCCAAUGCCAUCCUAGGAGACAAAAAGAUAGAAUAUUAUUCAUCAGCGUGUGUCAAAAAUGAGGCAAAGGUGUGUGGUCGACUGGUUUCAGUGGUGGAACUUCCUGCUCUCCAUGGAAAAUCUCAGGAGGAAGCAGUUAGUGAAGCAAUCAAGACAGUUUCUCUCUGUGAUCCUGAGGGUGUCCACGCUUUCAUCCUAGUUCAACCCUUGGAUCACCUUACUGAUGAAGACAAGAGUGAGGUGGAGACCUUCAAAAAAAUACUGAGCUCUAAAGUCAAGGACUUUACAAUGGUUCUUUUUACUGUGGAGACUGAUCCUACACACCCAGGUAUUGUUAACUUUUUAAAAAUGAACACAGAGAUCAAAGAGUUUUGCGAGAGUUUCAGUGGCCGAUAUGUUAUCCUCAACAUCAAGGACAGACAGCAGAUCCCUCAGUUACUGGAUGCUGUGGAAGAGAUGAAAACACCAUUUGGAGGUUUCAAAAAAGAAAUUAUUGCAAAACCUUUCAUGCACAAUAGCACAGGAGAUAAAUCCAAAAUGGGAGAGUCAAGAUUUGAAAAAAAGAGCCAGGACUGUCUCAGGAUUGUGAUGAUUGGGAAAACUGGAAGUGGAAAGAGUGCCACUGCAAACACUAUUUUGGGAAAAGAACACUUCCAUUCAAAAGCCAGUAUGAACUCAGUGACUGUGGAUUGCAAAAAAGAAACAGGAGAGAUUGAUGGACGCCCUGUUGUUGUGGUGGACACACCUGGUUUAUUCGACACAAGUCUGUCCAAUGAUAAAAUUAAACAGGAACUCAGGAAAUGCAUCACAAUGAUGGCUCCUGGACCUCAUGUAUUUUUACUUGUCCUGAGGAUUGGUCGUUUUACAAAGGAGGAAAAACAAACAGUGGAGCUCAUCAAAAACUUUUUUGGCAAGAAUUCAAAUGACUUCAUCAUUAUCUUAUUCACCAGAGGAGAUGACCUAAAAAAUCAAACAGUUGAGAGUUAUAUGGAAGAAGACAGCGAAGGGUUCAUAAAAAAACUGACAGCUGAAUGUGGAGGACGAUACCAUGUGUUCAAUAACAAUGAUCCCAGUAACCGCUCUCAAGUCAGUCAGCUGCUCACCAAGAUUGAGUCAAUGGUGAAGAAAAAUGGUGGUGGCUACUACACCUCAGAGAUGUUCAAACAGACAGAGGACGCAAUUCAGAAGGAAAUGCAGAAGAUUUUGCAGGAGAAAGAAGAAGAGAUACUGAAAGAUAAGCGGGACCUUAAAAGAAAACAUCAAGAGAAAAUUCAAGAGAAGAGGCGAAAAAUUGAACAAGAAAGAGCAGCAAAAGAGAAAGCAUUAAAAGAGAAAAUGGAAUUAAUUAAGAAAGAGGAGGAGGAGAACAAAAUGAUAGAGGAAAAGAGAGCAGAAGAGGAAAGGGAGAGAAAACAGAGGGAAGAAAUUCAGCAACACCAGUGGAAACAAAAAGGGAAGAAAAUUCAAUCUGAAUCAGAAGAAAAGACAUUUACCGGACAAAAGUUGAUACAAAAUUCAGAGAACAUCAGAAAAGAAAGUGAGGGUUGGGAAAAAGAACCAGAACAGUGGCGGAAAAAACGACUUCAAGAUGACCAACAUAGAUUGAAGGAGCAAACACGACUGAAAAGGCUCAGAGAAGAAUAUGAACAGGAAAAGAAAGAAUAUCAAAUGCGAAAAGAACAGGAGGAAAAAGAAUGGCAAGAAUUACAUGAAAACUUUCAAAAGCAAAUGGAGGAGAUGAUGAGGAAAAAUCAAGAGGAAGCCAGAAAACAAGCAGAGGAGUUCAGACAGAGAUACACCACUGACUUUGCAGUUGUGAUAGCUACACAAGAAAAAGAAUUUGAGAAUAUGAAGCUUAAACAACAAAAAAACAAUGACUUCAUUAUUCAACAGCUGUGCCGAAAAAAGGAAUAUAAGAAGGACUUCGCUCAAAUGAAUAAGCGACAAGAAAAAGAAAUGAAUGAGCUUAAAUGUUCUUUUCAAGCCGUAAAACAAAUUGACGAAAUGCAGAAACAACAUGGGGACGAAAUAGAUAAGUGGAUCCAGGAACAUAUGAAGAAAGCCACAGAACAACAAUUUUGUAAAAUUUUAUAAAAUGUUUUCUGACAGCAGCAUUUUAUCUAUAAUGGCGUGUUCUGAUUUGAAAUGGGAGCAAAUGUGUUUCAGUUUGAUAUUUCCCUAUGAAUUGUCAAUGUAAUAUUUUCAUUUUUUCUAAUUUUGAGAAAGAUUGGUAAUUCUCUAUGUGUUGAGAGAAAUGUAUAACUUCCAUUGAAGUUAUAACUUUCUUUCCAUUCAUUUAAAAAAGAAUUUUAAAAUGACUCCCUGGAGGUAAUAACAAUAUGGUUGCCAAGUGGCAAGACUUACCUCCAAUAAGGCUUGGCAGUAAUUUUUUUCCCAGGGGCCACACUUACCAGCAGCAGUCGAUAAAGACAACUGAGUUAUUGUAUGAGUUAAUACUUUCUGAUGCAGCUGUCCAAAAAGAUUACCAGUUUCUUAUGUGGCCCCUUGGGAAAAUUAAUUGCCCACACCUGCAGGAACAUCAUACUGUUAUUGCUUCAAAAUAAGAAGUAAUAGGCUUUCAUUAUAAUAGUUGUAAAUUUUAUAAUAGGAGGAAUCUUGCAAAGACGCCCAAAUUAUUUGAAAUCAGUUUUGCUGAGACUGAUAGUGACAGUGUCCAAACAAUUAUUAGCCGCUAAGAGCAGCUGCAUCAAAGAUACCAAACCACAACACACUAUGGUCAUUCAUCAGAAACCUUAUUACUUGCAUCUUGUAAUAACACAAAAAAUAUUUUCUAAGGAAAGAAUGUACAUAGUUCUUGGUAUUCUUGCAUGAACCCCUGACGUAUAGUGUGCCAGUGUAUAGGAGAACUGUCUUAACAAGUUUCCAGUUGCUACUGCAUUACACAUUUGAAGCAUACAUUUACAAAAAAGACAUACAAUAUAUAUGUAUCUUUUUUCUUUUUCUUUUUUUUUUCCUUAGAAGCAAUUGCUGAACUUCUGACAGUAUAGCUAAAUGAGCAUUCUAUUGUUUUAAACAUGUUACAUGUAAAGAGGCAAAGUGUUCUGAGAUGUUCUUUGUAAAAUCCUAUUUUUUUCUCCAUUUUCAUUAUAUACACUUAACAGAAGUUUAAUAAUAAACCAAGUGCACCUUUAUUCAUAGCUGAAGUUCAAAUUACAAACCUGUAACCUGAAAUGUGACUUUUAUUGUAAUAUACCCAUGUCAUUAAAUCUCUAUGUAAAGUGUGAAAA